Messenger RNA from Hypomesus transpacificus, 2559 nucleotides. RefSeq names its product LIM/homeobox protein LMX-1.2. Gene Ontology annotation, biological process: neuron differentiation; regulation of transcription by RNA polymerase II. Gene Ontology annotation, cellular component: nucleus. Bases 300 to 1427 code for a protein of 375 amino acids. NCBI's taxonomy places the organism in Eukaryota, Metazoa, Chordata, Actinopteri, Osmeriformes, Osmeridae. The record is from RefSeq and is a predicted model, not a curated record. Gene Ontology annotation, molecular function: DNA-binding transcription factor activity, RNA polymerase II-specific; RNA polymerase II transcription regulatory region sequence-specific DNA binding. The transcript has 9 exons.
UCACCUCUUCAAGAGACUAUAGGCUACACUCGGCAUGGCACAUAAACUGUAGAGCUCACUUUGGAACCUCUUCACUCGGGAUCUCUGGAUUUACAGCACUUGCUUAUUACUUCCUAUACGAUAUUUUUUCUUUGAGAGAAGGAGAAUUCUCCAAACACUCAGCGUCCUGCGUCGAACUUGAUAGUAUUUUCUGAACCCUGCUAGUCUACAUGAGGAAACGCUAAAUCAUCACAAAUUGAGCAGGUCUCGAGUCACUGGAAAGGCGCUUCUCGGCACGGACUCAUUCCGCCUGUUCUAAGAUGCUGGACGGUAUUAAAAUCGAAGAUCAUCUCAGAACUGGAGCAGCUACUCUUGGCGUUAUGAUUGGAGCUGAUUGUCAUCAUCAGGCGGUGUGCGAGGGUUGUCAGCGGCCCAUAUCCGACCGAUUUCUGAUGCGGGUCAACGAAUCCUCUUGGCACGAGGAGUGCUUGCAGUGCGCCGUGUGUCAUCAGCCACUUACCACAACUUGUUACUUCAGAGAUAGGAAACUAUACUGCAAAGUCGACUAUCAACAGCUGUUUGCCACCAAGUGCAGCGGCUGCCUGGAGAAGAUCGCGCCCACCGAGUUUGUGAUGCGCGCGCUGGAGAGCGUCUACCACCUGGGCUGCUUCAGCUGCUGCGUGUGCGAGCGGCAGCUGUGCAAGGGCGACGAGUUCGUCCUGAAGGAGGGCCAGCUGCUCUGCAAGAGCGACUACGAGAGGGAGAAGGAGCUGCUCAGCUCCGUCAGCCCGGAGAACUCGGACUCAGAGAAAAGCGAGGACGAGGACUUGGACGUGAAGCCAGAGAAGGGUUCUGGGGGCCCCGGGAAGGGCAGUGACGACGGCAAGGAUCCGCGCAGGCCCAAGCGACCGCGCACCAUCCUAACCACCCAGCAGAGGAGAGCCUUCAAGGCCUCUUUCGAAGUCUCUUCCAAACCUUGCCGAAAGGUGAGAGAGACGCUGGCGGCCGAGACGGGUCUGAGUGUGCGAGUGGUCCAGGUGUGGUUCCAGAACCAAAGAGCUAAGAUGAAGAAGCUAGCCCGGAGACAGCAACAACAGCAGGAGCAACAGAACUCCCAAAGGCUAGGCCAAGAAGUGAUCUCAGGCCGUAUGGAGAGCCUCCUGAGCUCCUACACACCGCUGGGCCCCCCCCAGCAGCUGGUGGCCAUGGAUCAGAACGGCUACAGCACGGACCCCUUCCAGCAGGGCCUCACCCCCCCACAGAUGCCUGGGGACCACAUGAACCCCUAUGGAAACGACUCCAUCUUCCAUGACAUUGACAGCGACACGUCCCUGACCAGCCUCAGUGACUGCUUCAUGGCCGCCUCGGACGUGGGCUCCCUGCAGGCGCGGGUGGGGAACCCCAUCGAUCGCCUCUACUCCAUGCAGAGCUCCUACUUUGCCUCCUGAAAGCCGACUCCUGGUCAACGAGGGUGGGGGAGGUCGACACGCAGUCAGUACACACAACUGUACAGCCAUAAAACAAGUCUUUGCCUCAAGAAAAGAACAGCAGGUUUGAAGAAAAGCAAUUCAAGAGCGAGUUGUGGAAAAAAAUAAACGUUGACCCGCCGUUGGCUCCGAGCCAAGAAUGAAACGGAGAAGGACAAACUUGAAACUGAAAUUGGACACUUUCUCUCUCCCCCUGUGAUGGAGAGACGGCCGAAGCUCCAUUACCUACAGGGUUCAGUACGAUAUUGGAAUAUUGUUCGUGGGCCUUUUGUAUAGUAAAGAAACAAGAAAUCAUAAGAAUUAAGUCCAUUGUGCUUGGGACAAGACAAUUUGAAGUCCACUGUUGUACAGCCGAGGAAAGUUGGAUAUUUGUUUUACAAUAAUACUAAAAGGAAUAAGUGUUUAUUAUUAUGUACUUAGUCCAAGUCACUGAUUUUUGAUUUGUAGAGUCCAACCAAAAUGCAGCAGAGAAAUGAGUCCAGCUCCGUGCAUGGGACCAAGCUUUACGACAAGCAGGAUAUUGAAUCAAAGUAUACACUAAAACAACACCAAAUUGGAUAUUGCAGUGUUUAAAGUUGGUAUAUGUUGUUCAUGUUUCUUUAUUGACACUACAAUAAGCAUAGAUCAUUUUGAUGACAUAUAUGUUAGCCAUUAAGCUUAUUGGAUGUAAGAUAUUAAAGACUCUGUGAAAGAGAGAGGAGGAGAAAAUGAUCGUCUUGUUUGUUGUUUUAUUUGUUCAGUGUAUAUAGUGUAUGUGGAACAUUCUCAAAAACCAAGCAGUUUUGCAUGUUGAAAUGGACAGCAAUCUAUUUAUUUAACGCCAACAUGCUUAGUGGUACAGAAAUUGAAAAAGCUUUAUUUAAAAAGGCAAGGAUCCCAAUGUAAAGUAGUGAGAAGCAUUAUGAUGACUUACUUUGUCCUUUGAUUAUGAAAUUUAUAGUAGUAUUUUUGUUGUUGUGUAAAUUAGGCUGUAAAUCAGUAUCACUGUGCUAUUUAUUUGUUACAAGCUCACUGAGACCUUGUUGAGAGUGCAUUUCUAAUGCUGAUAUUGCUAAAUUACCAAAGUUUGUUGGUACUACAAAUAAAAUCCCCA